AUGAGAUCGGAGAAUAAAGAAGCCGGAGAAGAUGAGCUCCGACGUAACCCAUAUGAAGUCCUCGGCAUCUCCAGCAAUUCGACGGAUCAAGAGAUCAAAAGUGCUUAUCGAAGAAUGGCUCUCAGGUACCAUCCUGAUAAGAAUCCAAAUGAUCCGGUUGCAGCAGAUAUGUUCAAAGAGGUUACAUUUGCCUAUGAUCUCUUGUCUGAUCCAGAGAAUCGUCGCCAAUAUGACACAACUGGCUCUGAGACUGUUGGUCUGGAAAAUGAAGAUCUUGAGCUAGAUCUUUCGAGCUUAGGAGCUGUUAACACUAUAUUCGCCGCGCUGUUCAAUAAGCUUGGUGUGCAAAUCAAGACAACUGUCUCUGCAAAUCUAUUGGACGAGGCGUUGAAUGGUACGGUUACUACAUUGCCUCUUACGGUUGGGAAAGUUGUGUCAAGAAAGGUUGAAAAACAAUCAGCACAUUUUUAUUCUGUUACGUUAACAGAGGAAGAAGCUCAGGCUGGAUUGAUAUGUAAAGUGCAGUCAUCUGCUAAAAACAAAUUCAAGUUGCUUUACUUUGAUCAAGAAGACAAUGGAGGAUUGAGCCUGGCACUACAGGAAGACAGCAAGAAAACAGGAAAGCUAUCGACCGCAGGGUUAUAUUUUUUCGGCUUCCCUGUUUAUCGUUUCGACCAUAGGAGGGCACUCUCAAGGGAUCCAGAGACCGGAUUUUUCAAAAGGCUUGAUGCAUUCCAACCGUUUGAGAUCACUGAACUGAAACCUGGAUCUCAUGUCUUUGCUGUUUAUGGUGACAAUUUCUUCAAAAGCGUGAGCUACACUCUAGAAAUAUUCUCAUCUGCUCCGUUUGCUAACGAGAAAGAGAAUCUCCGGUCCACUGAAGCUCAGAUAGUCUCUAAAAGAAGUGAGCUGUUGAAGUUUGAAUCUGAGUAUCACGAGGUCUUUGCGCAGUUCACUGAGAUGGCUAGUAAAUGCGCAGGGGAAGUACAAGAGAUUGAUGAGCUUCUCAAGAGGAGGAAUGAGAUAUGUGCGGCGUACACAAUUUUCCCACCUAUGAAGCAAGGUUCAAGCAAGAACAGGAGCUGGAGCAAAGGAAAGAGCAAGAAGAAGAACAGUUUGUUAAUGGAACAUAGAGAAGAAGGAGAAGUCACAGUGAGGGAAGAAGAUGUAGUGAAGAAGAAGAAAUGGUAUAAAUUCAGCUGA
This is a messenger RNA of Microthlaspi erraticum, 1203 nucleotides long. Lineage: Eukaryota; Viridiplantae; Streptophyta; Magnoliopsida; Brassicales; Brassicaceae. The record is from the annotation of a GenBank genome assembly.